Messenger RNA from Emiliania huxleyi CCMP1516, 1478 nucleotides. RefSeq lists its product as hypothetical. NCBI's taxonomy places the organism in Eukaryota, Haptophyta, Isochrysidales, Noelaerhabdaceae. The record is from RefSeq and is a predicted model, not a curated record. Bases 1 to 1458 code for a protein of 485 amino acids. The transcript is spliced from 3 exons.
AUGCUCCUCCUCGCUGCGGCCCCGCUCGCCGUACGGCACGCCGGCCCCGACUUCUCUACGUUCCUCGACCACGCGACCGGAACUUGGCGAGGUGCAGUCUUUCGGCACUCACCGGCAGGGUCCGGGCCGCCUCGGGCGACACAGAGCGUUCACCACGUGUCAGAGGUGAUGCGAGCGUGCGGCGGCGCGGUGCAAGGCGUCAGCGAGUGCGGAGGCCUUGGUGAGGACGACCUGUAUCUGAACCGUGCGGCCGGCGGCGCCACCUUCUUUUCCUUCGGCUCGUGGGCGCUCGUGAGCGGCGGCUGUGACGGCGGCUGCGUCCACCUCUGCCUGUGCCAGGACGAGUCGCGCCACCGCAUCGACAUCCGCCUCGAGGAAGGCGAGCUGCACAGCGUCAGCGUGGCGGUGGAGGGCCGCCGCGCCACUCCGCCGCUCGCGACGCAGCUGCUUUCCGGCCAAGAGGCCGUGGCGUCGGCCGAGUCGUUGGGCGGGGCGUGGGACGACCUCAUACUGACGGGCGUGCCUCCUGGCAGCGGAGCGGGCUGGGCGAGCCAGCGGGCGGUCUGGGACCUCUGCUCGUCCGCCGCGGCGGAGGAGGAGACCCGAGGGGCCUCGUGCAAGUCGAUCGGCCACCUGCUCUCGCCGGACGGGUCCAUCCGCCGCGUCGCCUUCCGGAAGCGGCAGCGGCAGCCCUCCCGCCUGCCCAGCUUGCAGUGCAAGUAUGGCGAGAUCGCCACCGACGCGGCAGAGCCCGCUGCCGCUGCGGCCCUCGACGCCGGCGGCAAAGCCUAUUGGCUGGUCCACGAGCCCGGGACGCCGCUCGAGGCGCUCCCCGCCGCCGCCGCCGCCACCGCCGCCGCCCUUCCCCGCGGGCGCGCGCUGCUGCUGACGCUGCCGCAGGAGCUGUCGCCGCGCCGCGCGCACAGCGACGCCGCGCCGCGCGUCGGCACGCGGCUGCUUCCUGGACCUCUCCUAGACCUUUCCGAGACCUUUCCGAGACCUUUCCGAGACCUUUCCUCAGGCGUCGGCACGCGGCUGCUGCUCGAGGACGAGCGGGUGGCGAUCUGGGAGUUCCGGCUGACGCCGGGCGAGGCGUGCGCGUACCACACGCUAGAUGCGGGAGGCGGGGCCGUCUGUAUACGGACGAGUGCUGUACUCGAGAGGACACGUGCCCCAUCGUGUCCAGCUGCAUGCAGCGGCACUCGCUGCACUCGUGGCCCGUUCGAUCACAACGCAGGGACACAACGCAGGUACCACACGCACACGCGGCCGUACGCCUUUGUCAACCUGGAGGCGAGCCUAACGCAGGCCCUCGCGCCCGACGGCGGGGCGGUGGGCGAGCCGGCCUACCAGGAGGAGGGGCAGGUGACUUUUGUGGCCCACGACCAGCUCAGCAGCCACGGCGUCCGCAACGUUGGUGAGCAGACGUUUGUGCAGUUUGUGGUGGAGUUUAAGUGAAACAGGUUUUGUUUAUGUGU